AUGUCUGUGCAGACGGCACCACAUCCGGAUCCCAACAAGGAUGAGACAUCCGUUCCUAGUACUCACAGUAGGCCAGGGACGUCGAGCAGACGACGGAAUGCACCAGCGGCACCACACCCGAAUGGACCUGUGACGGGAGAAUCGUCGAGCGGUGGAUUUCUUGGGAGUAGCCAGAGAGCAAGGCCACCUCGGAGUUCCGGUCGGGGUAAAUCGACUAGCAGUGCCUCUAUCGAAGGUGCGCACUCCGUUAAUGCAGCUGGUCAGAGUGCACAUACCCCUGCUGGCCCUUCCAGUCGACCGCAUGACAAGAGAAAUAGACUAUACCACCCCCUUACUGCAGAUCCUAAGCAUACCGGCCAGGGGGUCACGUCAGCGUCCACCGAGAGCCCUCCUGCAGGUCCGGAGACAGGUGCAGACACCGUAAAGCAGCCAUCGACUUCUCGCCCAAAGUCGCGGAUGAACCGUCGCGGAGCAAAGUUUGGCGGCAAACUCACUGAAUCACCAUCAGAGGCUUCACGCGCAGACAAAAAACCGUCUGAGAGAUAUGGUCGUUCCGCGCCAAGAGGAGACGAUCUUACCUCGACUCUUAUUCGCGCACUCAGUACGCGUCCUUAUCCAGAUUGUCUCAUUUGCUUUUCGGAGAUACAUCCUGCGCAGCCCACUUGGUCCUGCUCGCCCUUACUGCCCGCGACUGCCACUGUGGACGCAGAAGACGGCGACGAGCCGAAGGACAAAGCGGAAGACAGCAUGCGCUGCUGUUGGACCACCUUCCAUCUCAAGUGCAUCCGUCCGUGGGCGGUGAAGAGCGUCAAAGAUAUUGAGGACGCAUGGCGUGCCCGCGGUGAGCACAAGACUGGCGACUGGCGCUGUCCGGGAUGUCAGUUGAAACGGACGGUGGUCCCGAGCGGGUAUUGGUGUUUUUGUGGUUCUACGCCAGAACCCAAACCUCCGCGUCUUGCGACACCGCAUUCGUGCGGCAACCUUUGCUCACGUCCGCGUCUCUGUGGUCAUUCUUGUCCCAUUGCGUGCCAUCCUGGACCUUGUCCACCGUGCCAGGUGACGACGCAGUUGCAAUGUCAUUGUGGGAAGCGGACGCUGUCUUUCCGAUGUGCUCAUCUUGUGCCCAGUAAAACGGGACUCAGGCCUGCUUCUGAGUUAUCGUGUGGGCAGACGUGCGGGAAAAUUUUGGACUGUGGGAACCAUACGUGCGAGGGUACAUGUCAUCCUGGUGCUUGCAAGCCGUGUGCAGUGCGAGUUGCCGUGAAAUGUUAUUGUGGGAAGGAUCAGAAGGAGAUCGGAUGCGGUGAGGGCGAGGAGAAAGAGUGCAUAGUGGUGGAAGGCGGUGCGGAAAGGCAGUGGAUUGGGAAAUACUCGUGCAAGAAUGCAUGCGAUAGGUUAUUCGACUGUGGCCUUCAUCAUUGUUCCAAGACAUGUCAUCCUCCUUCCCGCACCCGUACUCCCUGUCCCCGCUCUCCAGCCUUAGUGACGCGCUGUCCUUGCGGUAAACACGAGCUAUCCCCAGCUGCAUCCCCAUUCUUCCCGCCACGCGUACUUCUUACCCGCAAAGCAUGCACAGAUCCCAUCCCGACUUGUGAAUCCACUUGCAUGAAGCUGCUUAAAAGUUGUGCGCACGCCUGCUCUGCACGCUGCCACACGGGACCGUGUCCUCUCUGUUCCAUCCUGAUCGUCCGCCCAUGUCGAUGUGGCGCAAUGACCCGGAACAUCCGAUGUUCGGAGAACCAAGCCCGCACACAAGAUGGAACCUCAGAGAACGAGAUUCUAUGUGAUCGCGUGUGCGGCGCGCUGCGUGCGUGCGGGCGACAUCAGUGUAACCGUGUGUGCUGCCCGCUCGCUUCGCUUGCGGCUCUUACGAAGGGGAAGGGAAAGAAGCGCGCCGUUCCAGAGACGGCGGCGAUGGCUGUUGCGGAUGAAGCAGGCUGGCACCAAUGCGACCUUGUGUGUGGGAAGAUGCUCAGCUGUGGUAAUCACCGCUGCGAAGAGCGCGACCACAGAGGAGUGUGUCCUCCUUGUUUGAGGAGCUCUUUCGAAGAGAUGAUUUGCCAUUGCGGCCGAACCAUCCUAGACCCUCCCAUCUCGUGUGGCACACGGAUUACUUGUACAUACGAGUGCUCGCGUCCACCGCUGCCGUGCGGGCACCCCAAGGCAAAGCACACUUGCCAUGAAGAUCCAAUACCCUGUCCUCCGUGCCCAUUCUUGACGACGAAGCGAUGUGCCUGUGGGAAGAAGACUGUGGACAAUAUUCGAUGCUCGCAGGAGAAAGUGUCGUGCGGUACGGCUUGUGGGAAGCUCCUGUCUUGUGGUUUUCACCACUGCGAACGGUUAUGCCACAGCGACCCGUGUGGGCCAUGUACCGCUGUCUGCGGCAAGUCGCGCAAGCUCUGUCUCCCUGCACAUCACCCCUGCGCAUUUCCCUGUCAUGCGCCCGCAUCCUGCGAUGAAUCGGAACCCUGCCGUGCAACGAUCUACCUGACCUGUCCGUGCGGUCGCAUCCGCACCCCGAUUUCGUGUGGUCGGAGCACAUUGAACCCGGCCGGCCGGGAAGGAUCGCAGCAGAUCAAGUGUUCGAACGAGUGUCUCGUUGCUAAGCGAAAUGCUCGCCUGGCUGAGGCUCUGGGCAUCAAUCCGAACCGUACGGACGGCAGACAGGCAACGUUUAGCGAUCCUUUGGUUGCAUCUGCACGGGCAGAUCCGAAGUUCUGCGCCUUGGUGGAGAAGACUUUUGACGAAUUUUUGUCCUCCGACAAGAAGAGCCAAAUUUUACCUCACAUGACCGAGUCACGGCGUAGAUUUGUGCACGAUCUUGCCGUCGUGUACAGAAUGGACACGCAGAUGAUUGACCAAGAGCCCCAGCGCAGCGUCCAGCUACUCAGACGCAUCGACUCCCGCAUGCCGGUGCCCAUACUUUCCGCCGUUGCCGGAGUAACGCCCCCACCGUCAGUGCAUCCACCUAACCUAGGCAAGCUCGCCGAUCUGCGUGCUCCUUUACCGCAUCGGCCAUCACCCUUCUCGACUCCUCCGCCACAAAGUGCCAGCUCUUCAGCGAGGCGUGGAUGGACGUCUGUCGUCGCUCCACCCCCUCGUGCAAGUCCGGCUGCAGACGUGUGGUCGUUGCCUGCCAGCAGCAAUGUGAGCAGGCCCCCGAGUAGGCCUGCUGUGUCGCCGGUGCCUCCCGUCGUGCAACCCCCAGUCGUUGGUAAUCAACCUGAGUAUGUUCCUGAUAACUGGGAGGACGAUCCGUAA
Sparassis crispa is the source of this 3261-nucleotide messenger RNA. Its product is annotated as FKBP12-associated protein 1 homolog. Gene Ontology annotation, molecular function: RNA polymerase II transcription regulatory region sequence-specific DNA binding; zinc ion binding; DNA-binding transcription factor activity, RNA polymerase II-specific. The record is from RefSeq and is a predicted model, not a curated record. Gene Ontology annotation, cellular component: nucleus. The transcript is spliced from 8 exons. Gene Ontology annotation, biological process: negative regulation of transcription by RNA polymerase II. The coding region runs from base 1 to 3261 and encodes 1086 amino acids. Lineage: Eukaryota; Fungi; Basidiomycota; Agaricomycetes; Polyporales; Sparassidaceae.